AUCACCCACAAUAAUUUUCCUUCAUAAGAAGCACCAACAUUAUGAAAUUUCACAAGAAGAAAAAAAAGAAAACCAUGUAUCUAUUAUACAAAAUUGUUUUCUUAUUAAUUCUAAGCACUUCAAGUGCAAAAUCACAAGACCCUUUAGGUGAAUUUUGCAACAAAAACACAAACAUUAGCAUUGGUGGAAAAUUAUCAACUAAUAUUGAUAAACUAUUAGCUGAAUUAGCCCUUAAAACACCUUCAACUUUCUUCAUUGCUACAUCAUAUGGUGAUAACAAAGACAAAGUUUAUGGCUUAGCUCAAUGUAGAGGAGAUAUUAACACACAAGAUUGUUCCAAUUGUAUUCAAAAUGCAACAAAACAAAUCCGACAACGUUGUCCGAACCAAGCCGAUGCAAGAAUUUGGUAUGAUUAUUGUUUUUUAAGGUAUAGUAACAAAAGUUUCAUUGGUGAAGUUGAUACAUCUUUUGGUAUAUUUUAUUUUAAUGUUGAAAAUGUAACUGAUUCUCAAGUUUUUAACAAGAAACUUGGAAAUUUAAUGGAUCAAAUUAGAGGAGAAGGUGUAAUGGCUAAAAAUAAAGGACUUGGAAAAGGAAAAAGUGUGUUGUCACCAUUUGUGACACUUUAUGCAUUGGUUCAAUGUACUAGGGACUUGGAUGAGAUAUCUUGUGCUCAAUGUUUGGCUAUUGCAGUGAAUAAUUUUCAAACUUUUUGUAAUAAUCGUAAAGGUUGUAGAGUUUUAUAUAGUUCUUGUUAUGUUAGAUAUGAAUUGUACCCUUUUUUCUUUCCUCUUGAUUCAACCAAAACAAAACCUUCUAAUAUUGAAAAGGUUAUUGUUUAUCCUUAAAUGCCAUGUCAUGACAAAAGUAUAGCAUUAUUGGUUAAUGCUCAAAUGUAUUGCUAUGGAUCAAGUAACCUUGAACAUGAAAUUUGUAUUUGAAAAAAAAAAGGAAGAUGAAGAAGAAUAAGAUGAGUUUGUUUCAUUAGUAUCAAA
This is a messenger RNA of Trifolium pratense (red clover), 995 nucleotides long. Its product is annotated as cysteine-rich repeat secretory protein 55. The coding region runs from base 42 to 848 and encodes 268 amino acids. NCBI's taxonomy places the organism in Eukaryota, Viridiplantae, Streptophyta, Magnoliopsida, Fabales, Fabaceae. The transcript has a single exon. The record is from RefSeq and is a predicted model, not a curated record.